Manis pentadactyla (Chinese pangolin) is the source of this 2368-nucleotide messenger RNA. Its product is annotated as zinc finger protein 883. Lineage: Eukaryota; Metazoa; Chordata; Mammalia; Pholidota; Manidae. The transcript has a single exon. Gene Ontology annotation, molecular function: DNA-binding transcription repressor activity, RNA polymerase II-specific. The record is from RefSeq and is a predicted model, not a curated record. Gene Ontology annotation, biological process: negative regulation of transcription by RNA polymerase II. Bases 554 to 2368 code for a protein of 604 amino acids.
AAAUUCAUGAUAUCAGCACUUAGUAUCAACUGCACGUGAGACUGAACACAGGACUAUGAAAUUAGGAACGGAGACAUUUGGUUGGAGUUAAAUGAAGCUGAAAACUACGAACUUUGAGGUUUCCUCAAGUCAUCUUCGCCAAGCAAAGUCUCCCGUCCUCUGUCCAAUCAAGGGAAACCUGCUAUUCCUCUUUAAGAAAAACAUCUUUAGGACGGCCUCCAGGGGUGACUUCCGGUCUCUGUCAUUUUGGUUCCGGUUCACGCCCGAGCCUGUGAAGACGGGAGUUCCGACAGAGGCUGUUUCGCUGCCGGUUCUAGCCCGUGACGGGAGCUCCGACAGAGGCUGUUUCUCUGUGGGUUCUUCCACACGGAGUGGAGGACUUUUUCGAACUUGAGACCUGCCUUUGUGCCUUGUGGGAACCUUGAUGUCCUUCUGCAACUUCACGUAAGGGAGACUUGCGGUUUCUUACUGGACUGCAGAGGUCACGUGCCUAGUGUUUUCCGGCCUCUCUCCAGGUGGCAUCUCGCAAGUCCUUGUUAACUGCGGCGUGAUAAUGGCAGAGGCAGGAACUCAGAAUGACGCCAACCAGCACUUUGUGACUUUUGAAGAUGUGUGCGUAUACUUCUCCCCAGAGGAAUGGGAGCUACUUGAUGUUGCUCAGAAACGCCUGUACUAUGCUGUGAUGCGGGAGAACUUUGAACUGGUGGCCUCACAGGGACUUGCAUUUUCCAGAUACCACCUAAUUCCCAGGGCUGAGCCACCAAGAGUCUCCCAAGCUCCUGGCAUGGUAGACAUAGCUCCAACAGUGGCAGAGAUAAUCCAGGAGAGCCCUGGCACUGGUGGUUGUCAUAAAGUGGAGGAUAAAGAUGCAUCUUCUGAGCAAGGUGUUUCUGUGAGAGUGUCACAGGUGAGAACUCUCAAGGCAGGUUCUUCCUUCCAAAAGAGCCACCCAUGUGACCCACUCUCGAAGAACAUCUUCCAUCUGACCGGGCAGCAGGGAACAUGCCCUGAGCAGCAACCAUACCCACGUAAGUCAUGUGGGAGAACCUUCUGGGUCAGUGAAAACCUUGUCCAGAGCCGGAGGCAGCAGAACGGAGAGACAUUAUAUCGAACGGAAAAGGGCCAGACCUCCUCCGUGAAGAGCGGCCAAAGCCACAUGUCAAAGAAGGCCUGCACUCGCCAGGAGGAUCCGGAGGACUUGGCCAGCUCUGGACUUGUCCCACACCGCGCCGCUCACAAUGGUAAGAAGCCACACAGGAGCACUGAGUGUGAUGAGGCCUUUCACACUGCACAAGGGGAUUACAAGUGCAGUCAGUGUGGGGAAGCUUUCAGCGACAAGGACAAAUGUGUUCAGCACCAGAAAGUACACACAGAAGAAAAAUCUUGUAAGUGCAGUGAAUGUGGGGAAUUAUUUAGCCACAGCUCCGACUUUUUGUUACAUGAGAAAACCCACAGCAAACCAACACCUUCUGAGUCCAAUAACCACGGGGAAUGUUUUAGCUUUGACUCCAGCCCCAGAAUACAGCAGGCCUCUCACAUGGGAUUAAGGCCUAAUGAGUGUGCUGAAUAUGGGAGAUCUUUUAGCACAAAAUACAACCUUGUUCAGCACCAGACAAAUCAUACCGGAGCCAAACCUUAUGAGUGCAGUGAAUGUGGGAAAGCUUUUGGCCGCAGGAGUACACUGACUCAGCACCAGGAAAUUCACAGUGGAGAAAGGCCUUUCGUGUGCAGCACCUGUGGGAGGGCCUUUCUCCGUAAUAGUGCUCUUACUCAGCACAAGAAAACCCACACUGGAGAAAAGCCUUAUCAGUGUGAUGAAUGCGGGAAAACCUUUAGCCACAGUUCGUCCAUGAAAGAACACAAGAGAACUCACAGUGGAAUAAGGCCUUAUGAGUGUAGUGAAUGCGGGAAAACCUUUAUCUUCAGUUCCUCCAUGAAAGUGCAUAAGAGAACUCACAGUGGAGUAAGGCCUUAUGAGUGUAGUGAAUGCGGGAAAACCUUUAGCCACAGUUCCUCCAUGAAAAUACAUAAGAGAAUUCACAGUGGAGUAAGGCCUUAUGAGUGUAGUGAAUGCGGGAAAACCUUUAACCGCAGUUGCUCCAUGAAAGUGCACAAGAGAAUUCACAGUGGAAUAAGGCCUUAUGAGUGUAAUGAAUGUGGGAACACCUACAUCACUAAGAGCAACCUUACUAAACACAAGAAAGUUCACAACACAGCAAUGCCUAUGGGUAAUGUGAAUGAGGGAAACUCUUUGGUGGCAACUCCAGCUUCAGUGGACACCAGAGACAUAACACCGGAGCAAGACCGUACGUGUUUAGGAAAUGUGGGAGAGCGUACAGAAGAUGCUCCCAUCUUCCUUGACCUGUGA